AUGGGUAACAAGUUAAAAGGCUCCAAGCGUCCAAACGAGAAUUCAGCUACAAUCCAAAACUCCAAAAAGGCUAAAUUGAAUAGUCAAACACCCAAAGCCACCAAACAAGAACCGGAACCAAAAUCAGAAUCAGAAUCAGAAUCAGAAUCAGGAUCAGAAAACACUAGUGAUGAUUUAUCAGUAAGUGAAGACGAAGACAGCGACGAGGAAGAUGCAUUAGAUGCCUCAGACGAGGACGAGCUAGAUGAUUUGGAUGAGGAAGAGCCACAACAGGAUGUAAACAAUUUGGACGACGAUGUUGAAGUCGGCGAGGACGGGCAAGUCAAGUCUGCUCAAUCUAUUGACAAGAAAACGUCGAGGGAACAACAUUUCGAGCAGAAAAAGCUAUUAAGUGAUAGAAAAUUGCAAAGGAAAUCAGGAGCCAAAGUACAAGAUAUCAAAAAAUUGUGGGAAAAAGUCAGAGUCAACCAACCAGCACCAACAAAAGAACAACGUGAUAAAUUAUGUGACGAAAUAUGGGAGUUAUCCCACGACGUCAUCAAUGAUUUGGUUCUUAAACACGAUGCAUCAAGAGUAGUCCAGACAUUGGUGAAGUAUUCGAGCAAGGAAAGAAGAGACAGGAUUGUUGAAGCUUUGAAGGGAUCAUUCUACCAAUUGGCCACUUCCGCAUAUGGUAAGUAUUUGCUCAUUAAAAUAUUGCAUUACGGAUCCAAAGAAUCCCGAGCAGUCAUUGUCAAUGAGCUACACGGAAAGCUUCGUAAAUUGAUGAGACAUAGAGAAGGUGCUUAUGUGGUUGAAGAUUUAUUUGUUUUAUAUUCAACAGCAGCACAAAAGCAACAAAUGAUUAGAGAAUUUUGGGGGAGCGAAUAUGCUGUGUUUAGAGAUUCGGGAAAGGGGAAAACAGUUGUGGAUAUUAUCAAAGAAUCAUCAGAAAAGAAACAGUUGAUUAUGCAAAACUUGUAUGGUACCAUCAAAGCCUCAGUUGAGAAGGGAUCAACUGGGUUUCAAAUAUUACACGCAGCAAUGAAGGAGUACGUGAGUAUCUUAAUUGAAGAUAUAGAUGCAAAUGACUCUGCUAUUAGAGACUUUAUUGACUUAUUGAGUGAGCAGUUUGCAGAAUUGGUGCACACACAAGAAGGUUCUGAAGUUGCUUGCUACUUAAUUGCAUUGGCGAAUGCCAAGGAAAGAAAAGGGAUAAUCAAGAGCUUGAAAACGCAUAGACAAGAAUUAAUCAAAAAUGAGUAUGGAAAUGUUGUUCUAAUCACAUUGUUUAUGGCUGUUGAUGACACUGUUUUAACCUACAAAUCAUUUUGUAGUGAAAUGUUUACUGUGGAAGAACUCCCUGCAUUAGUUCAGGACAAGUUUUCUAGAAGACCCAUUUUAUACAUAUUAAGAGGCUUGGAUGGCAAGUACUUUGCUCCCAAUGUCAAACAAGCGUUAUUGAAAUACCAGGACUUGGCUUAUCAAAAAACCUCGAAAAAGGACAAAGAAGUUAAAAGGCAAGAGUUGUUUGACAAAUCGAUCGAACCAAUAUACAAGGCAUUAUUGGGAGAGCUUGAUAAUUUGUUGUCAGUGAAUAUUGGUGCACAGUUUGUCACUGAUCUUUUGACAACUCCAACCACCAAUGAAAAAGUAAAUACCAAACUUAGACCAGAAUUGUUGAGCGCACUUUUUGACAAGAUCAUCAAAGGAGACGUGUUGGAAGAUUACCAUUUGCUAAACAAGACUCCCUUCAUGUCGCGAUCGGUGAAAGCAUUAAUGCAUGGUAAUCAAUUCAAGUUUGACAUUGAAACAAAAAAGUUGGUUCAGAUCAAGGAUACUGUAGCUGUGCCAGGAGUUGGUGUCGAGUUUGCUGAAAAAACGGUUGACGAAAUUUUGAACAACGACAAAUUGAGCGACUGGACUAGCGGGCAACCUGCAUUUGUUUUAGUCGCAGCCUACGAGGUUUUACAAUUGACCAACUCAAAAAAGAUCAAGUUAUUACAACAGCAGUUGAAAAAGGAAAGGAAAAACUUGUCGAAAGAUGACAAAGGAUCAAAUCUUUUGUUAGAGAUUAUAUAG
Molecule: messenger RNA, 2061 nt
Organism: Lodderomyces theae
Lineage: Eukaryota; Fungi; Ascomycota; Pichiomycetes; Serinales; Debaryomycetaceae
Exons: 1
Coding region: 1-2061 (686 amino acids)
Biological process (GO): regulation of translation
Cellular component (GO): nucleolus
Molecular function (GO): mRNA binding
Source: RefSeq, a predicted model, not a curated record